AUGGAUCCUCCGGAGGACCACUUGUCAAAAAGUCACGUCGAGCAUCGAGUGGAUAGAUUGCAGGUAGAUGUGGCUGAAAUGCUGCAACUCAUGGCACAACUGGUGCAGUCAGUCAACGAACUCUCUAAGGGUGGAUCCAUAUCUGGGCCAAUGGAGCAGGAGGUCCGGAAGACCAACUCUGCAACCCCCAAGACUCCAAUAACCAUACUGGUGGAGGAAGGGGAUGAUAGCCGCCCUAUGGAUCCUCCCGAAAUUGAAAGGGAGAAGAAGAUGAGAGAAAAGGUGGCCGAACUAGAAGUGGUUAUCAAAGGCAAAGUCAAGGAGAAAGACGAAGAGGACCUGUUGUUUUUCCUUAAAGGAAGAACUCCUGAAGACUUCAAGUGGAAGUUGGACAAAUUUGAUGGAUCAGGAGAUCCUAGAGCCCACCUCAAGAUCUUUGCCACCAUUGCUAGAUCUUGGGGACUUUCUGAAAACCAAAUGGGGCAAGCGUUCUUAUACUCGUUGGCCGGAUCUGCUUUAAGGUGGUUAACACAGCUUGACCACACUCAAACCCAAUCAUGGGCCUCUGUGGUUAAAGCGUUCACGAAGCAGUACUCGUACAAUACUGAGAUGGAUAUUACCCGAAGAGAGUUGGAGACCUUGAGGCAAGAACCGAGUGAAGAAUUUUUAAACUACAUCAUGAGGUUCAGAGAGAAGGCUGCGAAGAUGUGGAAUCGCUCCACUGAAGAGGAACAGGUGAAUAAGAUCCAUCGGGAUGUAGACAAGAUCCAGGAAAUGCUUAUGAGAACGGUGGUCUUAGAUGAUAAGUACCAAGAAGAGCUUCAACAGCUAGAACCCGUCAAAGAGCAGUGGUCACUCCCUCAAGCAAUCCAUCACUUGGAGAGCUCUAUAAAUCUAACUUUAGCUCUGGCACAAGACCUAUGUGGGACUCCUCCUCUGUCCCCAAAUCGGGGCAACAGAGAAUACCGUUCUCGAGGGGAAAGGAAGGAUCGCAACUUUUACAAGUCAUUGGCAGAAGCAAGAAAGAUGUACCAAGCGGCUUUGGAAGCCUUUCACGCUGUUAGCCAGUUGAUACCAGAAGAUUCUCACACAGUCCAACAAGUGGCUAAGAAGCAAGAAACCCUAUCAAAAAUCCUAGAUCAAGCCCAGAAGUCUAUUGUGGCCUUGUCCGAUGAGGGAGCUGAAAUCCGAACUUGUCCCAAGGGUCCCCUUAUCUUCAAUGAUAGUGACGAAGAGGAUGGUGACUUUUAUCCAGUCAAGUUGGUCAUCAAAGGAAGAGAGUCAGAAGUUACGGAAACUAGAAGUGGCCAAAAUUUCAAGAAUAAAGAUUUGACAGUGGAAAAAUAUUGGUCUAGCCAAUCAACAAUGGUCGUUGAGCCAGAAAAUCGAGUGCUAGACCAAUUAAAGAAGGCCCAAGCCAACAUCUUAAUCUGGGGAUUAUUAAUGUCACUCUUUUUCUCAGAAGAAGACUUACCCCCAGGAGGGAAGAAUCACAACAGGGCACUCUACAUCAUCGUGGAAUGUAACAAGAAUCAGGUUCCCCAAGUCCUGAUAGACAAUGGGUCCGUCCUCAAUGUGAUGCCUCUCAAAGCCGCGAGAUGCAUGGGUAUGUCUCUGGACAAGAUGAAGUCAUCCAGUCAAACCAUCAGAGCAUAUGACAAUUCCAGGAGGGAGGUAAUGGGGAUUCUUACCACCAACGUCAAAAUCGGGCCCGCCUGUUUCACCAUAGACUUCCAAGUCAUCGAUGUUCAAGCAUCCUUCAACAUGUUGCUCGGGAGGCCAUGGCUGCAUUCAAAAGGCGCCUUAGCAUCUAGUCUCCAUCAAAAGCUGAAAUUUCUACAUGACCAGAAGGUGAUUACCAUCUUCGAAGAUCUAGAAAUGGUGCAUACGUUGGCCAACAUAGAAGUGGAUGGAUCAAUCUCACAGGAAGUACAAUUGGGAGGUUUUAAAAUCGGCCACAUUUGCACUUCCUUUGUAAAUGAAGAAGAUUCGGUUCUAGGGAAAUUCCCGAUGAUGUGGAGCAAGGCCACUGUGAGGAUCAUGAAGAAGAUGAAAUACUUCCCAGGACUAGGGUUGGGAAAGAACCAACAAGGAAUACCAGCAUUCCCGGAGAUACAAGCCAAUACUAAUCAUCAUGGUUUAGGAUUCAAUCCGAAGGACCCAAAGAAGAAAGCCCCAGGACGGAGAAACAGUGCAGUAAAUGGCAAUCCGUACUUCAAGACCCUGAAUGGGUACUUUAUGAAAGUGGGAGAAGACUUUCCUUACUAUGGAAAUCAGGAACCAUGGUUCGAUCAAGAACAAGGCAAACGUCUGCCAGGGCUUGAAAUAUUUUUUAGAGGUGAAGUAGAUUAG
Telopea speciosissima is the source of this 2352-nucleotide messenger RNA. RefSeq lists its product as uncharacterized. The coding region runs from base 1 to 2352 and encodes 783 amino acids. NCBI's taxonomy places the organism in Eukaryota, Viridiplantae, Streptophyta, Magnoliopsida, Proteales, Proteaceae. Gene Ontology annotation, molecular function: nucleic acid binding. The record is from RefSeq and is a predicted model, not a curated record. The transcript is spliced from 4 exons.